AUGGUAAUGAAUGAUUCUGGCCACCGGGUGUCGCGCGCCUCCAACAUGUCCAACUCGGCCGCAGCCGCCAGCGUUGGCAGCAACUCUGCAAACGCAGACGACUCUGCAUCUACCAUUACUGUCAAUACCACGCCCAAGGCUCCUCCAAACUUUCCUCCGCCAAAGACCGACAAGCCUCGCCCGCACGUCUGCGCGACUUGCCAGCGCUCCUUCGCCCGCCUGGAGCACCUGAAGCGCCAUGAGCGCUCGCACACAAAGGAAAAGCCGUUUGAGUGCCCCGAGUGCUCGCGAUGCUUUGCCCGCCGCGACCUGCUGCUUCGUCACCAGCAGAAGCUGCACCAGACGUCGACGCCCUCCGCUCGCCCGCGAAACCGCCGAGAGUCAACCAGCGGCGUGCCCCCAGGCCAGAGCCGGGCUCGCAAAAACAGCGUCGUGGGCGCCAGCCAUGCGGCGACGGCCCCCAACCCGGGUGCCGCCAACACGAUGCGUCCGCGGGCAAACACUAUCAGCCACGUCGAUGGGGCUGCCAUGCAGAUGAUUGCCACGGCCAAUGCCAACGUCGCUAGAGGCAUGCACGCCGGGCACAGCCGUCACCCCAGUCUUGCCGGCCUGCCCAUCCACAACUUCGACCCCGUGUUUGGCGGCAUGUCCAUGACCAUGGGCCAGAGGGCGACGCUCGCGCACGGCCUCCCCAAGCUGGAGACGGGCCAGAUCGGCGGUACCGAUCUGGAAAAUGCCCUGCGUACAGCACCUCCCCUCGCUGCCUUCAACCCCGAAUUUGAUUUUGAGAGCUACUUGUUCGCGCCGGGCACAACCAUCAACCCCAACGCGCUUCACUAUAAUGAUUCCCCGCCCUCGAUGGUAAUGGAGCAGGCCUCCCCGUUUGCGCAAGCCCUCAACGACAUCCCGUCGAACCCGGCCUUUGACGACUCCUUUGACUGGCUCAGUGGAUUUGAGCACCAAAUGUCUUUUCAGACAAACGAAAAUGUGGUGGACGAGUCGAGCCCGUCUGCUCUUAGCACGACGAGCCAGAGUGGCAUCAGCGAUGUCAUGUUGGAUGGAUCAAAUCACCCGGCGCCGGCUGGCACGAGUACCAUGUGGCAACCCUCCGUGAUGGGCCCCCCGCAGAUGCCGAACCCGUUUGCUUUGGAUCUGAAUGGUUCAGUCUUUCCGGAUCUCCUCAAUGGAGCUCCUUUAUCACCUCAGCCAGCUACUCAAAAGAUCAAUGACCCAUACUUCUCCACGCCCCCACCAUCGCUGAGCUCGUUGAGCCCUUCCGUCGUAUCUGGACUGAACACGCAGAGCAUUAACCAGACCCUUGGCUUCAACGCCGGCCCGGAAACCCCAUCAUCCCUCAACGGCGUUAACCAUGGCGCUUCGCCCGUAACCACAAUCACAGAUGCCACCAGGAAUGCCAUCGUGACCAUCCUCUCCCAGUGCCUGCCCUUUGGAGGCCGUAAAUAUCCCUUUACUUCGCCGCAGUCGCCGCAGUUCCAAUCGCCCUCCCCGGCUCAGGCCGCCAACGUGCCCAGUACCCAGAAUCUACAGCGUUAUGUCUCAGCUUACAUCUCAUAUUUCCAUCCCCAUUUCCCCUUCUUGCACCUGCCCACUCUGUCCUUUGACAUGUCCACGUCCCCGAGCGGUCGCCAGAACGGUGUAGGCGGUAGUGGGUGUCUGGUGCUCGCCAUGGCGGCCAUUGGCGCCCUAUAUGAAAUGGAGCAAGCCCAGUCCAAGGACCUGUUCACCAUGGCUAAGAAGAUGAUCUUUUACUACCUCGAGGAACGACGCAAGGCCGACGUUCGCAAAGCAGAUAUCCGACGCAGCACGCACAGUGGCGACCCCGACCAGCCGUCGUCAUCGUCACAAGGUAGGGAUAGCUCAGCCCACACGCCCGUCUGGCUCGUCCAGGCGAUGCUGCUCAACGUCGUCUACGGCCACAACUGCGGCGACAAGACCAUCAGCGACAUCGCCUCAACUCACUGCGCAGCGCUCGUCAGCUUGGCCCAGGCAGCCGAUCUGCUACGGCCCGAGCAGGAGGAUGGACAGGAUACUCGCAUGUUUGAUGACUCAAUGUGGAAUAGGAAAAGUGAACUCGAACAACGACAGGAGUGGCUCCAGUGGAAGCGAAAGGAAGAGCGCAAGCGCACGCUGUACGCCGUCUUCAUCAUGUCCAGCCUCUUAGUUGCCGCUUACAACCACACCCCGGCUCUGACCAACUCUGAAAUCCUGCUGGAUCUCCCCUGCGACGAGGAAUUCUUCGCCGCCGAAUCGGCCACCCACUUCUUCGCCAAGGGCGGUCCCGACGCAGCCAACCACAAUCGCCUCAAGUUCUGCGACGCCCUUGGAGAGCUCCUGCGCACAAAUGAGCGACAACAGAAGCACAUGGCGAUGAAUGGCGGCCAACACUCCCCGGCUGAGCUCCCUUCUACGAAUCUCAGGCCCAGCACUUUCGGCUGCUUGAUUCUCAUCAACGCGCUGCACAACUACAUCUGGGAAACACGACAAAGGCACCACAAUAAAGUCUGGACCAACGAGGAGACGGAAAAGAUGCACCGGCAUAUCGAGCCAGCCUUGAAGGCGUGGCAAGUGGCCUGGGCCAGCAAUCCGAAACACACCGUGGAGCGUCCAAAUCCGUACGGCAUGGGCCCGCUUUCUGCUGACGCAAUUCCCUUGCUUGACCUGGCAUACGUGCGGCUGUUUGUCAAUCUAUCUAGGUCCAAGGAAAAGUUUUGGCAGCGAGACUGGGACGGCAUGGCCGAGGAACUGGCUCGAGGAACGGAGAUUGUUCAGCAUGCCGAGCAUUCCCCCGGAUCCAACGCAGAGCCAAUGGGCAACGAUAACUUUGAUAGCUCUCUCUUCACUGGUUCACCAUCGGCCUCAGUCGCGGGCUCAGAUCCCUCGGGCAAAUUCUCCAACGGCUCUCAGUUCGCCACUCGUUCCAUUUCCCGCCGAGAGCGACAUCUACGGAAAGCCGCCUUUUAUGCGGCCGAUUCUUUGGCCAUGUCAGACAAGCUUGGGGUAACCUUUGCUGACUUUACUAGUCGUGAGCUUCCCCUGCAGUCGGCCAUGUGCGCAUUUGACUGCGCGCAGGUCCUUGCCGAGUGGGUUGCUACCUUGCAAGAUAGAGUCGGUCCAUACUUGGGUAUUUUGGGCCAGAAGCACAUUGAACCUUCGCAAAUGCCCGCCAUCAUGCUGUUGGAAGAAGACGACAUCAAGCUGCUAGAUAGGAUACAAGAAGUCUUGUCUUCGGCGGAGAUGAAGAUUAGCCUGGAUCUUAUGGCCAGCUUGACCGCCACCGAUGCCGGAACCCCAGAUGAUGGACAGGCUGGCUAUGCAACCAAGAUUCUUCGAGUUACGUCCCAGAUGCUGGACAAGGCGGCCGUUUGGCCAGUUACGCAUCUCAUGGCCCGUUGCCUCGACAGUCACGCCACUCGGAUGCGGGCCAGGACAGAAAAAUCCACCGCCUUGACCUCGGAUUAA
Trichoderma breve is the source of this 3480-nucleotide messenger RNA. Its product is annotated as fungal specific transcription factor domain-containing protein. Gene Ontology annotation, cellular component: chromatin. Lineage: Eukaryota; Fungi; Ascomycota; Sordariomycetes; Hypocreales; Hypocreaceae. Gene Ontology annotation, biological process: DNA-templated transcription; regulation of transcription by RNA polymerase II. Gene Ontology annotation, molecular function: DNA-binding transcription factor activity, RNA polymerase II-specific; zinc ion binding; RNA polymerase II cis-regulatory region sequence-specific DNA binding. The record is from RefSeq and is a predicted model, not a curated record. The transcript is spliced from 2 exons. Bases 1 to 3480 code for a protein of 1159 amino acids.